GUCUUGGAUAUAUAUCUUAAGCCAACCUCAUUUUAUAAACAUUUUGAAGAUUACGGCCGUAAAAGAUUUUCAAGUUUUCCACAAUACACACAUAAACGUGUUUUAAAAACAUUAAACUAUUUGAAACAACUUUGUGGCAGACGCUUUUCGACAUACUUUAUGGUUUUUAGGGGGCGACCGUUCAAGGUUUUUAAAAGGAGCAACAUAUCAAAGUAUGACUGAAAAAGCGAACAGUAGAAAAUUUUAGAAGUGUACCAUUAACAAACAAGUUUAUACACAAAUACCAUAGUUUCUAACCGACUUCAGCAAAACUCGGUGUGGAAAUAGUAGUCAUGUGUUUCUUAGUCAUACUUAUUCAAUUAGCGGUGUGUUACCAUGGCAGCUAUUUUUUUCUUUUUUUAUAUAAGUGCGUUCGUAAAGGUUAUCUUUGACUUUAUUACUACUAGUAACAUGAUAACCUAAUCUAAACAUACUUAUAUCACGUAAUAACAAGUAGUAGGCAGGAACAGAGUGUUCUUCUCGCCGACGUCUUCUUUUUGGGAGGCUGAAAAUAAGAACCGAUCAUCAUAAUGACAUACACUUAACUUCGACAGUUGAGGUGAAAAACAAAGGUAAAAGAUGAAGUGCCCAGAGGUUAACUCCUGCUGCUGCUGCUUCUCUCUCAGAACGGGCUCAGCAAUUUUUGGACUUAUUUCCUUGUUGUUGAGUGCUCUGUUCGCUAUCCAAUCAGCUUUUGAACUGUUUCUCACAUCUGUGAGUGAUGACGAUAAGGCUACAUCGUCCUGGGUGCUGGGGGGAGAUAUCUGCAUACAGCUGAUUCAGACCCUGACUGCACUCAUCCUGCUGCUGGGAGUUUUCCAGGAAAACUGUUCACUACUCAAACCCUGGCUCUUCACUACGAUCCUGGUCCUCAUUGCAGAGCUAGCGUUUCUGCCCUCCUUCCCCGGCAGGAUUUUGAUUUUCUCGGACUACGCCUGGAACUGGACCAGGUUCUUCAUCAACCUACCGUUCAUAAUUGACGAUAUAUAUGGCUUCUUGGUGGUGUACAGCUACUCUUGCACUCUCUGUCCUGGUAGCCAUGUCGUGUAACCAGCAUUCAGAUGUUCCUGGAGGCUCGCAGUCUGGAGAAACGUAUAUGUUAAGAAAUGCAAAGCCUGCGCUUAAUAUACAUAGCACAUAGUAUUGUGUACAUAGAGAAUCAGCUACUUGUUUUUUAUCUGUUUGUAUUGGUUGCUUAUUUUGAAUGUGAUAAAAGUUAUUUUCACUUAUCGUUUUGAACAGGAAUUAUUCAUAAUUCAGUUGUUUAUAUAUGUCUAACUUAUAAAUGACAAAUAUUUAUGCGAGCUUAAAUAUUGUUGUGUUUUGUUCGUACAGGGUAUUACUUUUAAUUUCAGUAAGAACACUGUUGUCAGUUUAAAUUUUUAAUAAUAUUAUUACGAGCUCACUUAAAAAAAUUGAAUUUAUAGUGUUAAUAAUUGUUUUUAGUACAAGAAAAUAACUGGUACACCUAUUCUUAAAAAUGGUUAUUUUGUUUAAAACUUUUAGUGAGUAUAAUUUAUUAUUUAUUUACAUUCUUCUUGUAAACUAUUCUUAGUACAAAAGUGUAUUAUUUGAAUUAUGGAAACAUAAAUCAAUUUUAAUCUUAGGUUUUUGUUGAUAUCAUUGUGAAUCUCAAAAUAUUAUAAAAAUAGAUUGUAUGUAAUAAAAAUACUUGCGGACGAAAAGCGUAGUUAUUAUAGUGUAGGCGUAAUUACUAUGGUAUAUCUCUUUAAAGUUAGAAAAAUUGAAAAUAAAAUUAAAGUUAAUGUAAAAUAUUUAUUUUUUUACACUGAAUGUAUUUUUCAGAGAAGUAGUUAUCAAACACAAUGUUAUUUACUUAACUUAAAUAAUUGUAUUUUUAUACUUGUUAAUGAUAGUGAUUUAUGUAUACCUUCAAACAAAAUAACUGUAUAUGUUAAUUAUAUAAGAUAUUAAUCUUAAGAGCAUUUAUUUUGUUGUAGCAGUUGAUCAUUUAUAUAAUGUUUGCCUCCAUAUACCAUAAUACAGUUUAAUAAAGUUACCACAUA
This is a messenger RNA of Homalodisca vitripennis (glassy-winged sharpshooter), 2066 nucleotides long. RefSeq lists its product as uncharacterized. The transcript is spliced from 6 exons. The coding region runs from base 619 to 1089 and encodes 156 amino acids. The record is from RefSeq and is a predicted model, not a curated record. Lineage: Eukaryota; Metazoa; Arthropoda; Insecta; Hemiptera; Cicadellidae.